AUGUCCGCUCCCCUCUUUUGGUCAACGCCCCUCAAGUACUGCGGCUGGGCAGCCCGCGAGCGUCCCGCCUUCUUCUGGUCCGUCGUCGUUGGAGCCACCGGUCCGAUCCUGAUGCCCAUCGUUCCUCCCAUCCGCCACAUGCUCGGCGACGUCGAUCCUGCGCCGAUUCCCGUCACCUAUCCCGUCCCCGCCGGCCCUCGCAAACAAGUAACAGGCUACGACGACUAA
This is a messenger RNA of Trichoderma gamsii, 228 nucleotides long. Its product is annotated as NADH dehydrogenase. NCBI's taxonomy places the organism in Eukaryota, Fungi, Ascomycota, Sordariomycetes, Hypocreales, Hypocreaceae. The transcript is spliced from 2 exons. The coding region runs from base 1 to 228 and encodes 75 amino acids. The record is from RefSeq and is a predicted model, not a curated record.